This is a messenger RNA of Astyanax mexicanus (Mexican tetra), 2529 nucleotides long. RefSeq names its product SH3 domain binding kinase family, member 3 (gene sbk3). Gene Ontology annotation, biological process: peptidyl-threonine phosphorylation; peptidyl-serine phosphorylation. The record is from RefSeq and is a predicted model, not a curated record. Lineage: Eukaryota; Metazoa; Chordata; Actinopteri; Characiformes; Acestrorhamphidae. Gene Ontology annotation, molecular function: ATP binding; protein serine/threonine kinase activity. The transcript has 5 exons. Bases 205 to 1302 code for a protein of 365 amino acids.
ACACACACACACACAGAGCCACAUGGUGUAUGAAGAACAGGCAGUGCCUCUAAAAGAUACACAGCUGAUAAAGUGGCUCCUGCACACUGCUGAGCUCAGUGGACAGAAGGACAGAAGGACAGAAGGACAGUGCAGUGUAAAUGGACAGAGCUGCAUAAAGAGAACAACUGGACAUCAGGACACUUCAGACCAGGCCUUUCAGCAAUGACUGACCACAUGCAGGAGCUGGACGAGCUGUGCUAUCUCACGGCCCAGUCCAUGACAUCAAUGGUGACCUCAGAGCACUUCAAAGUGGUGAAGAAGUUGGGGGAGGGGUCAUACGGCAAGGUCAUGCUGGCCGUGCACAAACGGAGAGGAACCCCCAUGGCCCUGAAGUUCUUCCCCCGCCGCUCCACCACCCUGCUGGCGUUCCUGCGCGAGUACAACCUCUCCCUCUCGUUCUGCACCCAUCCCUCGCUCACUCGCGCUCUGGGGAUCUUCUUCUCCACACCCUCUCACUACAUCUUCGCCCAGCAGGCAGCGCUCUACGGAGACCUGUACGAUGUCAUCGUAUCGGAGGUGGGCGUGACUGAGGAACAGGCUCAGUGUGUGAUGUCACAGUUGAGUGGCGCCGUGUCGCACCUGCACUCUCUGGGCUUCGUGCAUCGGGACAUCAAACCCGAGAACGUCUUCCUGUACGGCCGCAGCUGCCGCUGGGUGAAGCUGGGGGAUUUCGGGCUGGUGCGGGCGAGGGGGGCUCAGGUGCGCCCCGUCUGGUACAACUCGCCGUUCUGCGUACCUGAGGUGGAGCAGGCCAAGCACAGGAAGAAGGAGGAGGAAGAGGAGGAGGAGACAUGGAUGUCAGUGGAGCCCAGUUUGGACAGCUGGGCUCUGGGGAUCCUGGCCUACUGCCUGCUGACGGGCUGCUUCCCCUGGGAGGAGAGCACCUCAGACGACCCCGGCUACUGCAGGUUCAGAGACUGGUAUAACUGCAUGAAGGAGAAGGAGGAGAGGGAGGCGGGACAGAACGGAUGGAGCCACGCCAACAUAGAGGACGGGAGGGUGGAGGAGGUGCCCGUGCCGUCGCAGUUCGAGACACUGAGCUCGCUGGCCCUCACGCUGCUCAGGAAGCUCCUGAACCCGCUGCCGUGGCUCCGGGCUGGGCCGGAGGAGGUGCUCUCGUACCUGGGUGGACCCUGGCUGCUGGAGACGGAGAGGGCGGAGCUAAAGAAAGAGAAGGAGGCGCGGGAGGAAGCCAGGAAAAUACGAGAGGGAGGAGGAGUGGAGGAGAACAGAGAGAGGGAGGGAACGAGGGAGAGAUAAAAGGAGGAGGAGCUCCUCCUUUUAAUAGCAUUACCAAAUUAUAUAUUGUGCAGCCCUAAGUGUAACAGGGUGGUAGGGUUCAGGGUGGGGUUGUAUAAAGAGGUAAAAGGGGAAUAAUAAAAAGCGAAGAAAAUGUGGAAAAAAAAACCCUUUAUUUUGUAUUAAAAGAGUGUUUAUAUAUUUUGUAAUACAACAUGUACAUGUGAUUUUAUAAUGCAAUACUGUAUUGUUUUACUUUGUAAAAUGUAAAGUGUGUGUGUAAAUGUGUGUGUGUGUGUGUUUAUGUAUUGUGACAUUUGUAGGUAUGUGUACUGUUUAAUGUAUAAUUUAGAUGAAUACAUUUCUUUAUCUUUUUUUUUCAAAUUGUUGAGUGUAAUUUCAUUUAAUUUUAUCUUUAAAGGAUUAUUUAUUAUUGAAUUCUAUUGUUUGUUUUGUUUUGUUUUUUUACAGGAGAAGGUGAAAUUUUGUUCAUACUUAUACAGUGUGUUUUUAAAUAUUAGGGCUUUUUUUUAACAAUUCUUCCAAUGAAGUAUGGAGCUAUUUUGAGCUUGUGUAAAAUAGUGACUUCUUUGCAUGGGCACCUCUAUGCCCCUAUCACUAGCAUUGUAAACCUGUUGGGAGCAUCGGCUAAAAGCGCUGUAUUUUGGAAUACUAGGGGUAAAAGGAGAAUGGAGGUGGACCAUUAGAUAAAAGUUCUACAAAAUAUUUACUUUUUACUCAUUAUCAGGUUUAACUACACCCAUUUCACCCCAGAUUUCUCCUUUAAAAAUCAUUUGAACUAGCUGCACAUGGUGUAAAUAAUUCUAGAUAAAAUAACCACUAGAAAUGCCCUAAAGUUAUUUUUUUUUUCUUGUAAAGUUAUUUUGGAAAUACAUUGUGUUUUCGACUGAAAAGCGACAGUUUGUAUUUGCUAAAGUUGUAUUCACUCAUUUCCUGUACACGUACAUGUGUUAUUUGAAGGAUUUUAUAUUGCACACUGUAUCAUAAUAAUACUGAAUCCAUUUUUUUGUUGUUGCACUUUGUCACUACAGUAUAUAAGCUUAUUAUCUUUUUUUUUUACUUUUAUUUUUUUGUGUGGAAUCACUGUAGCAUAUCCUGUGUACAGUCUGUAAAAAGGUGAUUAAUUAUCUGAACACUUUUCUCAGUAAAUGCUGUAUUACUGUAGUUUCACUGUCUGUGUUACUGGGUGUAAUAUAUUCUAAUAAACUUAUUCAUUUUUGGCAUAUA